UGUUAAUUUCUUUCUCGUGGUGCAUUUCGGGAGUCGUAGUCUUUGUGAUGGUUGCUGGGAAUCGUGGUCCGAGCCAGCCUCAGGCAGUCGGCGCGGGCGAACGUAUCACGCGGCAGGCUUUAGGAUCCUGCGGGGCACGGCGGGCCGGGGGAAGGGUCUGGGGAGGUCGGCAGCUCGUCCGUCAGCCCGGAGCAGCUGCGGCGUCGGUGGCGUCGGGAGCUAGCCGGUCCGGGAGCGGCGCGGGUGGUGGAGGAGGAGCCAGGGUAAGCGGCGCUCGAGGAAUUUCUGAAGAUGGUCAAGUGCAGUGUGAUUUAUGAGGCAGUGAAGGAUUCUCUAACCAUGGCACAGGUAGAGAAACGAGGGGGUUUGCUCAGGAAAUCUUCAGCCUACAAAAAACCACUGAAGGAAAAAGUGGUGCUGAUGUAUGAUGAGAUCUUCAUGACAGAGGACCCUAGUAAGUGCAGUCCUCGAUUUUGGGAGGAGCUCUUCCUUAUGAAGGUGAAUUUAGAGUACCUAGAAGGCAAGCUGGAAUCUCUUGAUGGUGAGGAGUUAAUGAAGAUCAAGGACAAUAUUAAUUGCUUAUUUCAACACUGCAUCCAGGCUCUGGGAGAAGAGCAUCCAAUUCGAGUGGUCAAUGCAUUGCAGACCUUGUGUGCACUCAUUCGAGGAGUCCAUCAAAAAAAUAAGUCUACCUCUGGGUUUGACAUUAUCAACAUGCUGAUGGGCUUUGACAAGGCGGAGCUGUGCAUGAAGAACUUGAUGGAGAGUUUGGAUUCAUUGCUUUGUGCAGAAGGUUCUGAAAGUCUGAAGAGCUUAUGUCUGAAACUUCUCCUCUGCUUAGUGACUGUGACAGAUAACAUCAGCCAGAACACUAUCCUGGAGUAUGUAAUGAUCAACAGCAUAUUUGAAGCAAUUUUACAGAUACUCUCCCACCCGCCAAGUCGUAGGGAACAUGGGUAUGAUGCUGUAGUCCUCUUGGCUUUGCUGGUGAACUACAGAAAAUAUGAGUCUGUGAAUCCUUAUAUUGUGAAGCUGUCUAUCGUGGAUGAUGAAGCCACUCUCAAUGGAAUGGGGCUUGUGAUUGCUCAAGCUUUAUCUGAGUAUAACAGGCAGUAUAAAGACAAGGAAGAAGAACACCAGGGCGGUUUUUUCUCUGCCUUAACAAAUAUGGUGGGCAGCAUGUUCAUAGCAGAUGCCCAUGAGAAAAUCUCAGUGCAAACCAACGAGGCCAUCCUUCUGGCACUUUACGAAGCUGUUCAUUUAAAUCGCAACUUUAUCACAGUGUUAGCCCAGAGUCAUCCAGAAAUGGGCUUGGUGACAACCCCCGUCGGCCCUGCUCCAGCAACCCCAGCCACACCGCUGGGGACCACGCCGCCCUCCUCUGAUGUUAUAAGUUCUGUGGAACUCCCACUGGAUGCAGAUGUACAGACCAGUAAUCUACUGAUAACCUUCUUAAAGUAUAGCUCAAUUGUCAUGCAGGACACCAAAGAUGAGCACCGGCUUCACAGCGGCAAACUCUGUCUGAUUAUCCUCACGUGUAUUGCAGAGGAUCAGUAUGCCAAUGCAUUUUUGCAUGAUGACAACAUGAAUUUUCGAGUAAACUUACAUAGAAUGCCUAUGAGACACAGGAAGAAGGCAGCAGACAAGAACCUUCCCUGCCGUCCUUUGGUAUGUGCAGUACUGGACCUGAUGGUAGAGUUUAUUGUAACACACAUGAUGAAGGAGUUUCCUAUGGAUCUCUAUGUGCGCUGCAUUCAGGUAGUACAUAAACUACUUUGCUAUCAGAAGAAGUGUAGAGUACGCCUGCAUUAUACCUGGCGGGAGCUCUGGUCAGCCUUGAUAAAUUUGCUGAAGUUCCUUAUGUCAAAUGAGACUGUACUUUUGGCCAAACACAACAUUUUUACCUUAGCCCUUAUGAUUGUGAACCUAUUUAAUAUGUUUAUCACAUAUGGCGAUACCUUCCUGCCUACCCCCAGUAGUUAUGAUGAACUCUACUAUGAGAUUAUCCGCAUGCACCAGAGCUUUGACAACCUCUACUCCAUGGUCCUGAGGCUUUCUACCAAUGCGGGCCAGUGGAAAGAAGCAGCUAGCAAGGUGACCCACGCGUUGGUUAAUAUCAGAGCCAUCAUCAACCACUUUAACCCCAAAAUUGAAUCCUACGCUGCUGUGAAUCACAUAUCCCAACUGUCGGAGGAGCAGGUGCUAGAGGUAGUGCGAGCCAACUAUGACACGCUCACACUGAAGCUGCAAGAUGGCCUGGACCAGUAUGAGCGCUACUCCGAGCAGCACAAGGAAGCCGCCUUCUUCAAAGAGCUGGUUCGAUCCAUUAGCACCAACGUCCGGAGGAACCUGGCCUUCCACACACUCAGCCAGGAAGUCCUGCUCAAGGAAUUCUCCACUAUCUCCUGAGGCUGCCAUGCAUACCUGGGCAGCCACUGACUGCCCUUACCCAUGAGGCUUCCUGGGCUGGAGGCGGGGGCGAGGGGAGAGGGCCUGUUCCCAAAGCUGGAGAAAAACACAGAUACCGAGCUCUCUCGGUGAAGGCCGCACUUCAGUGGAGCUUGGACAGCAGGGGCCAGGAUGGGCAAGCCAAGGAUAAUCUUAUUUGGGGAGAGGAUGGGUGGGCACAGGGAGACACCUGCAGAAAUGUGGGGACUUCCAGGGUGGGCUCUCUGAACAACCCCUCAUAUUUCCAAUUGAGAUUACAAGUUGUGGCUACUGACUAAUUUUCAGGAGCUGUUGGGUAAGCCUUAGGGUGAUGCCAACACCUGGGGCAUCAGUGGUUCUCCUAGGCUUCUGAAAACAGACUAACUCUCAGAUGUAGGGGGAGCCAGUUCUGCUUCCUUUGUGCCCAGAAAUCUGUGUCCCCCGCCCCCACCGGCACUUGACCCUUAGCUCAGGCUUAGGGUGGGGUAGGAAUGGGAUACGUUUUUUCUAUUUUCUGAAUCCAGAGCUGACUCCUCUGCUGUCUGACCACCACUUUGUGGAUUUGAUUCUUGGCACCAGGAGUACCUGUUUGUGUUCCCCUGCCUUCCAGCCCAUUGACUCGUCAGCACUACAGGGUCACCACCUUAGCUUUUCAUUUUCAAUCUGGUUUAAAUUGUCUUUAGGGUGUGUGUAUGAAAUAAACAUGGACAGGUUUUCUGGAGCCCUCAGGUGCCUACUUUGCUGGUUCCCUUUCCAGCAGCUUCCCCAUCUCCUUAGCUACCCCCUCCUCUGGGAGCCUUUCUUGCAUCUGCUGAGCUCCCCUCCACGU
This is a messenger RNA of Physeter macrocephalus (sperm whale), 3256 nucleotides long. RefSeq names its product armadillo like helical domain containing 3 (gene ARMH3). Gene Ontology annotation, cellular component: cytosol. NCBI's taxonomy places the organism in Eukaryota, Metazoa, Chordata, Mammalia, Artiodactyla, Physeteridae. The transcript is spliced from 27 exons. The coding region runs from base 292 to 2409 and encodes 705 amino acids. The record is from RefSeq and is a predicted model, not a curated record.